Messenger RNA from Mucor mucedo, 1140 nucleotides. RefSeq lists its product as uncharacterized. Gene Ontology annotation, biological process: proteolysis. Gene Ontology annotation, molecular function: metalloexopeptidase activity. The transcript has 5 exons. Lineage: Eukaryota; Fungi; Mucoromycota; Mucoromycetes; Mucorales; Mucoraceae. The record is from RefSeq and is a predicted model, not a curated record. The coding region runs from base 1 to 1140 and encodes 379 amino acids.
AUGAAAUUUUUAUCCUUGUCUUUAUUGUCCGUGUCUGCACUUUCCGCCUUUGUUCAAGCCGGCCCAUUAGCUGCCAUGGACCAACUGCGCAUGUUCACUUCUUCUGAACCUGAACUUCGUCUUAUUCAAUACGGUGAGGACACGCCUCCCAAGUGGAUGACGGAAUCUGAUAAGGAAGCUUUAUUCCGUGCUGGUGUUAAAUACAUGGAUAUCACAGACUUUCCUCAUCCUCCCGUCACUAGCCUCAGCACUGCCUGGACUCCAUAUAUUCCCACCAAGGCAGAGUUCCAAGAUGAGGUCACACCUUUCAUUGGUAAUCUCACCACAGAUACCAUGAAGGAGGUAUUGACUGAAUUAACAAGUUUCCGUAACCGUUAUUAUAAAUCUUCUUAUGGCGCCAAAUCAUGUCGUUGGUUGAUCCAGCAAAUCAGAGACGUCGCUGACGGCUUUGAUCAUGUGUCUGUCACCGAAUUCGAGCAUUCCUGGGAUCAAUUCUCCAUUGUCGCUCGCUUCGAAGGUUCCAACAAGGACCUCAAGAAUGAAUUGGUAAUUGUCGGUGCACAUCAAGAUUCUGUGAAUAUGUGGUUGCCUAGCUUUGGCCGCUCUCCCGGUGCCGAUGAUGAUGGCAGUGGCACCGUGACCAUUUUCGAAGCAUUCCGUAGUUUGGUUCAUAACGGAUUCCAACCCGAAAGACCUGUCGAAUUCCAUUGGUAUAGUGGCGAGGAGGCAGGUUUAUUGGGCAGUCAGGCGGUUUCCAAUGCCUACAAGGAAGAAGGCAAGCAUGUGGUUGCUAUGUUACAAAACGAUAUGACAGGCUAUAUCGGCGCCAACGGAGAGGUGAUUGGCAUUGUUACUGACCAUGUAGAUGAAAAGCUGACCGACUUCCUCAAGAACUUGGUGGAUAAUUAUGCGGAUAUCCCUUACACUUUAACCAAAUGUGGUUAUGCCUGUAGUGAUCAUGCUUCAUGGCGUAAAGUCGGUUUCCCAUCCGCCUUCACCAUCGAAAGUGCCUUUGAUGAUUCCAAUCAUUUCAUUCAUACCACCGGUGAUACUAUCGAUAAGCUCUCCUUUGAUCACAUGAAGGAGUUCUCCAAGGUUGCCAUUGGUUUUGCUGUUGAAUUGUCCCACGUCCGCGAUUAA